AGUGUAGAUAAUUAUAUAUAUAAAAAAGAGGGCAACUUAGACAAGUAUCUCUUUAUAGAUUCAGAUUAUGAGGGCUCUAUAUCAUCUGAAAGCAGUAGCAAGAACAGAAUAAGUAGUCCGAGAAAUAGAGGGAGCUAUUAUGAUAAUGGCCAAACAA
This is a messenger RNA of Scutellospora calospora, 157 nucleotides long. The record is from the annotation of a GenBank genome assembly. NCBI's taxonomy places the organism in Eukaryota, Fungi, Glomeromycota, Glomeromycetes, Diversisporales, Gigasporaceae.